Molecule: messenger RNA, 1413 nt
Organism: Amblyraja radiata (thorny skate)
Lineage: Eukaryota; Metazoa; Chordata; Chondrichthyes; Rajiformes; Rajidae
Product: nuclear factor 1 X-type-like
Exons: 11
Coding region: 1-1167 (388 amino acids)
Biological process (GO): regulation of transcription by RNA polymerase II
Cellular component (GO): nucleus
Molecular function (GO): DNA-binding transcription factor activity, RNA polymerase II-specific; RNA polymerase II cis-regulatory region sequence-specific DNA binding
Source: RefSeq, a predicted model, not a curated record
AUGAACCUCCAGCCACAGGGUGUAAUUGAGAUGAGGACAUCCCAAGCUCGUUACCUGAAGCCUCUUGACCAGAAACAUCAGCUGCUGUUCUGCUGUCCUGUUGGUGGUGCCUGCGUUUUCUCGGCGAGUGGUGCAGUCCAUCUUGUAGGCGGCUCACCCUUCAACCAUGGUGCUGGAGGAGAGGAUCGAUCAGAGUCAGGACAAUCUGAAAGCUCGAACCAGCAAGGAGAUGCAGAUGUCAAACCACCACCUAAUGGCCAUUUGAAUUUUCAAGAUUGUUUUAUCACAUCGGGAGUCUUCAGUGUUACGGAACUUGUGAGAGUGUCACAAACGCCUGUGGCGGCCGCCUCAGGCCCCAGCUUCAACCUGGCCGACCUGGAGAGUCCCGGCUACUACAGCAUCAACCAGGUGCCCCUGGGUCGUCGCAGCAUCACCACACCCCCCUCCACCAGCUCCACCAAGCGACACAAGUCGAUCGAGGACAGUGAGAUGGAGAGCCCUGUGGACGAGGUCUUCUACUCGGGCACUGGACGAUCACCGGCUGCCGGCAGCAGCCAGGGCACUGGCUGGCCCAAUGACGUGGACACAGGAAUGACAUCGCCCACUUCUCUGAAGAAGUCGACGAAGCAUGAGUUUGGUAGCGGGACGUCAUCGCAGAGCGUCUCGUCCCGGAUGGCCUUUACACAUCACCCCCUGCCCGUGAUUGCAGGGACCAGACCAGGAAGCCCUCGGGCACCAGCCUCUGCGAUCCACUUCCCCUCAUCCUCCAUCAUCCAGCAGCCAAGCCCCUACUUUGCCCACCCGACCAUCCGCUACCACCACCAUGCCAGCCAGGACCCCCUGAAGGAGUUUGUCCAGCUCAUCUGCUCCGACAGCUCGAGCCAGGCCUCAGGACAGGUGGGGUACCUAAACCCAAAUGGUGGCAGCCAGGGGAAGGUCGCGGGGUCAUUUCUGCUGCCGCCGCCGCCGCCCAUGGCCAGGCCGGUGCCCCUACCGAUGUCUGACCCAAAGUCAACCAGCGCGUCCCCUGAAGGAGGAGCCACGUCACCCACCUCGCCCUCGUACCCCACACCCAGCUCCUCGGCUGCAAACCGAUUUGUCAGCAUUGGGCCACGGGAUGGGAACUUUGUAAAUAUCCCGCAGCAGUCACAGUCUUGGUUCCUCUGAUAGUUUCAAGCCUUUUCCCACUGGCCAGCGACAAGACCAUCCUGAUACCUUCCUUGACACAAGUAAAAUUGACCGAGAGAGAGAGCGAGAGAGCGAGAGAGAGAGAGAGAGAGAGAGAGAGAGAGGGAGGGGGGCUGGGCGGGUGGGAGGGAGGGAUUCACAGUCAUCAUCGCUGAGCUCUGGGAACAGUAAAAACGAAACCACCGACCAACCGAGACAACUCGAAUGUUCGAGGAAGAGAGGGAG